CUAGGCGGUUGCAUUCAAAACUAUCCCGGGAACGGUCCAACUGAGUCGCUAAACCUCAUUUACUAACCUCAUUUACUCAAGGUGGCCGGGAGCUACUAAGUGGCAUUAAUUGGGACGAUGGUAUAUUGUUGCGAUUGUUAGUUAAAGUGGAGACGCGUAUGUAAUAAAACUAGUUGUAUAAUAUGUAGGUUGAAACAAGGGCACAAGCGCAUGAAACAGAAGAUCCAAAGAUGAAGACAAGGAAGCAAAAGGUAAGUGAGCAAACAGAACAACAAUCCCCAACUAAGAAAGCGAAGCAAGAGAAUAAGAAUGAGAAUGAGAACGUCAAGACUACUAAUGGAAAACCAACUUCUAAAGAGUAUGAAGAGUUUUGCAAGGCUAUUACAGAUACUCUUUCUAUUGACCAAAUUAAGGAGAUUCUUCAAGUUAACGGUCAGGACCCUUCGUCUAUUCCUGAUGAGACCCUCAUUUCUCAAUGCCAAGACUUGUUAUAUUAUGGAGCACUGCUGGAAUGCCGGGCAUGCGGAGGCAAUUUAGUAUUCAAUGGAAAUAGUUACUCUUGCACCGGGGCGCUGAGUGAAUGGUCUAGUUGCACCUACAAGACCAAAAAUCCUCCUAGGAAGCAAGACCCUAUCAAGUUACCAGACUCAGUUAUGAAAUCUCCAAUUUCAGAUUUGCUGAAGAAGUACCAGGAUCCAAAGCAGCGUCAUCAUAAGGAAAUACCUCCAGCUGAUAAGCCUUUCACAGGAAUGGUGAUGUGUUUGUCUGGUCGACUUUCUCGAACUCAUCAAUACUGGAAGAAAGAAAUUGAGAGGCAUGGAGGCAAAGUGGCCAAUACAGCUAUCGGUGUGUCGUGUUUAGUUGUUUCUCCUAUGGAAAGAGAGCGUGGUGGUUCAUCAAAAGUCUCCGAAGCAAUAGAAAGAGGCAUACCCGUGGUACGCGAAGCAUGGUUGAUUGACUGCAUCGACAAACAAGAGCUACAACCUUUAGAGUCCUACGAUUGUAUUUCUGAUCGAUCUGCUUACGGCAAAGGAAUUCCAUGGGACAAACAGGACUCCAGUGAAGAAGCCAUUGAAUCCCUCACUGCUGAGCUGAAAAUGUAUGGAAAGAGGGGUGUCUACAAAGACACAAUGCUCCAGCAACAAGGAGGAAAGAUCUUGGAGAAAGAUGGGUUACUCUACAACUGCGGUUUUUCUCUUUGCGACCAAGGGCGCAACAUCAACGAGAUUGCUAUUACACAGCUGAUAACGGUACCUGAGCAAAAGUUAUAUCUUUAUUACAAGAGAGGCAAGACAGGAGAUGAUCCUUCAGCAGAAGAGAGGCAGGAAGAAUGGGACAGCCUUGAUGACGCCAUAAAGGAAUUCGCUCGGCUUUUUGAGGAAUUGACGGGAAAUGAGUUCUUACCGUGGGAGAAAGAGAAGAAAUUUCAGAAAAAACCACAAAAAUUUCAUGUCAUAGAUAUGGAUGAUGGAGUUGAGGUGAGAUAUGGUGGGUUGGCGCUGCGGCAACUAGGAGCUGCUGCUGCACAUUGUAAACUAGAUCCUGUGGUUGCAAGUUUCAUGAAAAUUCUAUGCGGUCAAGAGAUUUAUAGGUAUGCUCUGAUGGAGAUGGGACUGGAUUCGCCAGACUUACCGAUUGGGAUGGUUACUGACCUGCAUCUUAAACGAUGUGAAGAUGCUUUAGUGCAAUUUAUAGAGAAGUUGAAAUCACAGGAGCAGGAAGGGCCAAAGACUGAAGCACUCUGGUCGGAAUUCAGCUCGAAAUGGUUUACCCUUGUGCAUUCCACCCGACCUUUCAUCUUCAAGGAUGUGCUAGAACUUGCUGAUCAUGCCGCAGCUCCUCUAGAAGCGGUUAGGGACAUAGUCACGGCUUCACACCUAAUAGGUGACAUGAGUGGUUCAACAUUGGAUGAUCCUCUGUCGGAUCGUUACAAAAAGCUCGGGUGCAAAAUAUCCGCUCUCGACCAAGAGUCUAAGGAUUACAAAAUGAUAGUCAAUUACUUGGAGAAGACUUAUGAACCGAUCAGAAUAGGCGAAAUUAGUUAUGAUGUUUCUGUGGAGAAUAUUCUUGCUGUUGAUUUGAGCAGUGGACCAUCUUAUGAAGAGAUAAAGAAGCUGCCAAACAAAGUUCUGUUGUGGUGUGGGACUCGGAGUUCGAAUCUUCUGAGACAUCUACAAAAGGGUUUCCUCCCUGCAAUCUGUUCUCUUCCAGCUCCUGGCUACAUGUUUGGGAGGGCAAUCGUCUGCUCUGAUGCCUCAGCAGAGGCUGCAAAAUACGGGUUCACAGCAAUUGACAGGCCUGAAGGUUUCCUAGUACUAGCAGUUGCCUCUCUAGGAAAGGAAAUAAUUAAGGUUACUAGCCCACCGGAGGAUACAGAGUCUUUAGAGAAAAGGAAGGUAGGAGUGAAAGGUUUAGGGAGGAAGAAAACCGAUGAGAGUGAGCAUUUUGUUUGGAAAGACGACAUCAAGGUUCCUUGUGGGAAACUCGUCGUAGCAUCACCGGAGCCAAAAGAUAGCAUCCUGGACUUUAAUGAGUAUGCUGUCUAUGAUCCAAACCAAGUGAAAAUAAGCUUCUUGGUGGGAGUGAAGUACAUAGAGAAAAAUGUAGUAUAUGACGUGGCUGAAUGAAUGUGAAGAUGGCUUGCUCAAAUUGUUUUGUUUUUUGUGUUUCGUUUUGGUGUUUAGGCAGCUACAUAGAUGGUAAAUGAUGGGUGGAUAGAUUUUUGCCUUGUAGAUAGGCGAAUGGAUGCACGAUCCUCCCAAAGUUAUGGAACAAUUUGUAAUCUUCUGUGCAAACUUUUUAUAAUUAGGAGUAGUAUGAAAUUUAAGGUGUUUUGUUUUUCAGUUGUAGUUGUUAGUUAUG
Molecule: messenger RNA, 2862 nt
Organism: Amaranthus tricolor (Joseph's coat)
Lineage: Eukaryota; Viridiplantae; Streptophyta; Magnoliopsida; Caryophyllales; Amaranthaceae
Product: protein ADP-ribosyltransferase PARP3
Exons: 16
Coding region: 231-2627 (798 amino acids)
Molecular function (GO): zinc ion binding; NAD+ poly-ADP-ribosyltransferase activity
Source: RefSeq, a predicted model, not a curated record